AUGGGACAGUCUCGGCCCUCACCAUUUACAUCCCAGACUCCACGGCCUCACCUUCUCAUGGGACAGUCUCAGCCCUCACCAUUUACGUCCCAGACUCCACGGCCUCACCUUCUCAUGGGACAGUCUCGGCCCUCACCAUUUACAUCCCAGACUCCACGGCCUCACCUUCUCAUGGGACAGUCUCAGCCCUCACCAUUUACGUCCCAGACUCCACGGCCUCACCUUCUCAUGGGACAGUCUCAGCCCUCACCAUUUACAUCCCAGACUCCACGGCCUCACCUUCUCAUGGGACAGUCUCAGCCCUCACCAUUUACGUCCCAGACUCCACGGCCUCACCUUCUCAUUCAUAAACUGCAGGGAGAGGGGGCCGCGGAGUGUCCACUGCUCGUAUUGGCCAACAAGCAGGACAUUCCACAAGCCAUCUCUUUUGCCGAGGUCAUUGACGCUCUCAACCUCAACCAAAAGCAGCAGCCCUGGUCCUUACACGACACCUCCUCCGGUAUCUACGAGGCGCUUGACUGGCUGGCUGAUCAUUUCUCCGAGUAA
Molecule: messenger RNA, 546 nt
Organism: Homarus americanus (American lobster)
Lineage: Eukaryota; Metazoa; Arthropoda; Malacostraca; Decapoda; Nephropidae
Exons: 2
Coding region: 1-546 (181 amino acids)
Molecular function (GO): GTPase activity; GTP binding
Source: RefSeq, a predicted model, not a curated record